AUGUUUACCGUGCUGAUGAUCAUGUACGGAUUGGCCAUUCCAGUCGUCACUACUUCAUCACCGAGUCGUCAUCAUCAAAAUAUUCACUCGACAUCACAACAUUUCUCGUUUUCGAAGACAUCUUCCAUGAAUCCUCAUCGUGUAGUGGUACCGACCAAAGUACCUCAUUCUCGUUUUCAUAAUUUCAUCCUCUCUCCUAAUCAUUUCAUAAAAAACCUUUCAAUACCAUUUCAACAACAAGAAUGGUUGAGACCUCUUCGAAAUGUCGAUGCAUCAUCCAUGAACGAGAGGUCUGCACAUGGAAACACCAUGUCCUCCUCUUCUUCUAUGGAAUUUAAUUUUCAAAUUCACAUCAAUACCAACAGUUUGAAUACAAACACGAGUACAUGUGGAGAUUCUCCGACGAAUGCAUGUCCUUCACUAUCCAUUGGUUUACAAAAAUUAAACAACAAUGUAGAGACAAUAGUUUUGCCAAGUUUGACAGCAGCUGACUCUCGGAGAGCAUUGGUGACCACUCAAUUUGAAAUGUGGAGUAAUGAUGGUAAUUUCUGUUUAGCCGAAUUUCUUCCUCCUGUGAAAAGUAAUGUGGACCAUUCCAUGAUAUUUAAUGGAAGAGCGAAUCAAGUGUGGUGCACCAACAUCUCCUCUCUCGAUCGGAGUGACAUUUUAUUAUUGGAUUUCAACUCUCUUUUCAUGCACAUUCCUGUAAUUUCUUGCAGACCUUUGAGUGUGAAAAUUACUAAUUGCAAUUUGUACCAUUCGGUGAUUGCCAUUUCACAGCUCGUACCUGAAGCAAAGAAUAUGUACUGUCGUAAUACCACUUUCAAUAAUGAUAUUUUACAACAAGCAAGCCUAACACUGAAUGGAGUUUUCUUAUCAAAUUGUGCAAUAUUUAGUUCGUUUGUAGGAUCCGUGUACAUUUAUAACGUACAUCAAACCAUGAUUACUCCAGACUCAAUGAUCAGUAUUACAGACUCCAACUUGUUGGAUGUGAGACAUUUCAAAGUUAUUGAGCUCGGGCUGUUCAAUGUCAAUAAUGUACAAACAGUUCAAUUUAUUGCAAUGUCUUAUGAAUCAAGAAGAGCUAACUUUUAUUUGAGGUCGAUUGAAAAUUUACUAAUCACACAAUCUUUAUUUAAUUCUAAUUUUUUUUCGGAUGACUAUCUCCUUAAUUUAGAAGAUAUUCAAUACUCUCGAAUCACUGAUUGCCAAGUGGAGAAUCUCAAUCAUGUGUGGUUGGGAGGGUAUGGCCUUAAAACACUUGAACUGGAAAAUUUAAGUGUCAUGAAUAACUCUGUCACCAAUAUUUAUUUAUCCUAUGAGAUAGGAUUAAUUACAAUUCAUGAAAUUGACACAUUUUCCAUCAAGAAUUCAAAAUUUGAGUCCAACAGUGGAUAUCAUGCAGUUGAUUUAACUAUCCACUCCUAUGUAAAUAUUUUAAUUCACAACAACACAUUUAGAAAUAGCAAAUCAAAACGAAGUGGAGGAUCAACCUAUAUUGGUUAUUUCAAAUCUCAGUAUUUUCUCUCUGGAUCUCAAUGCAAUAUUACAUUCAAUACCUAUGAAGGAAAUUAUUGUGAUGAUUUUGGAGGCGCCAUCUAUGUGAAAGGUCCAACGAACUCGUUGUAUUUGGAACAUAAUAUUUUCUUAAGAAAUACUGCACGACUAAGUGGAGGAGCAUUGACCAUUUCUGGAGCCAUUCGCAGUGACAUUAGUAUUGCUCAUUCAUAUUUCGAAAGAAAUCGAGUGUUAACCAAUCCAUUUUUAGAAGGAUCUCUCACCAAUUACAUGUUACCCAGUGGUGGAGGAGCUCUCUAUUUAGCGAAUUCAAAAUGUAAUUUCUUGACAGGAGCAACCUUUGUAGAUAAUGAAGCUGCUCGAGGUGGUGCUCUCUAUUAUCAAUCGUUUCCAACGUUAGGUUUUGAUGUUACAUGUAAAAUUUCUGAAUGUACCUUUCGAAAUAAUAAGGCAUUCAAUAGUGGAGGAGCCAUCUAUUUGAAUAAUGUCAAAGAUGCGAAAAGUGUCAUUGAUGAGAAUAGUUUAACAUUUUCGAAUAAUAGAGCAGAACUGUUUGGAGAUGAUAUUGCCACGACAACUAAAAGUUUGUCCAUUAUUGAUUUCCAACCACGACAAGUGUAUCCUGGACAAAAUAUUACCAUCAAAGUAGCACCUGUGGACAUGUUCUCUCGAAGAAUUCCAAUUGGAACUCAAAUGUUAAGAAUUUUCACAAGUGAUCAAGUGACCUAUGAACUUCAUUCCUAUGAUCAUGACACUCUUUAUAUUUCUCUCAAAUUAUUAGACACUACCUUCAAUACCAAACAAAAUAUUACAAUUAAUCCUGAGAAUAUCAAUUUAUUUGAAACCAUUACUAUCUCCAUCACUCCAUGCCUAAAAGGUUUCAAAUAUGCAGAGAAAGCAUUUAAUGGACAGCGAGUAUUUGUUUGUGAACAAGAUCAUUCGAUUAAUGUAGACCUUGUCAUUGGAAUUGCUGUUCCAUUGGGAAUUUUAUUUCUUGUGGGAGGAAUUUUCAUUGGUAUUGCUCUCAUCAUGUGUACAUCUUAUAUUGUUCAACGAAUUCGAAUUUUAAAGCAAAAAGAAUUAGCUGAAAAGCACAUUGAACAGAAAAUUAUUGACAAGAGAAUAGUUUUUAGUUUGCAAGAUGCGAGAAGCCAUGACGGUGAAAAUGAAUUACUAGAAUCUAAUGCAAUGGAGAGACCUUUACUUUAUGGUCUCUAUCCUGAAAAACAACCUUCAUUUAUUAUUCCUAUUGAGAAUAUUGAAAUUUUGAAGAAAAUUGCAACUGGAGGGUUUGGAAUUAUUUAUCAAGGCAAGUUAUGGAAUAAGGUAGAUGUUGCCAUCAAGUUGUUGAAAAAUGACGCUGAAGAAAUGGAUGAAGAAUUUGAAAAAGAAGUAUCCCUAUUAAGCUCUUUAAAGCAUCCAAAUAUUGUCACAUUCUAUGGAAUAUGUAUUACAUCCGAUAGCAAGUACAUGAUCACUGAAUAUUUGCCAAGAGGAUCCCUUGACAAAGCUCUUUUUAAAAGCAAGCAAGGAGUUGAACCUCUUACAUUCUCAAAAAAGAUUUCCAUAUUAAUUGGAGCAGCCAAAGGUAUUGAAUAUAUUCAUGGAUUAUCUCCAGCUGUGAUUCAUCGAGAUUUGAAACCUGGAAAUAUUUUACUUGAUGAUAAUUUUGAAAGCAAAAUUUGUGACUUUGGAAUUUCUAGAACGGUGGCUGUCACUACCAUGCAAAGCGCAAUCACCACAAAUUUAGGAACUCUCUUUUAUAUGGCCCCUGAACAAUUGAAUGGUCAAAUGGAAGAUCCAAAAUCACACUAUUAUUCCAAACAAGAUCGUGUGGUAUUGGCCACAAAAUUGGAUGUCUAUAGCUUUGGAAUUAUUAUGCAUGAAGUCUUCUUUGAAGAAACACCAUUCGUGUCAGGUAGUUGUAAAUUACAACCUCUCUUUGAUCAGCAACAACCUGAAAGUAAUAUUGGAACACUUUCAGAUCAUGACACCACACGUUCAGCAAGCUCACAUUCUACCACCACUCCAUUAAUUGCCACUCCUUUUAAUGUUCCUCAAAUGGUUCUUAAGGGAGCUCGACCAAUCAUUCCAUUCCGAACGGAAGAACAAGUGAAUGUGUGGACACGAGAGUACAUGUCAUUCAGUUCUGAAUUUCGAAAUUCCACACCUAGUCAUGAUGCGAGAGCCAUUCUCGAUUAUUUCCAACUUGCUGAAUCAUGUUGGAGUGAACACCCAAUUCAGAGACCUUCAUUUACAGAGAUUCGAAGAAAAUUAGAAUCUAUUCUUGAAAGAAUUCAAUGA
Naegleria lovaniensis is the source of this 3822-nucleotide messenger RNA. RefSeq lists its product as uncharacterized. The record is from RefSeq and is a predicted model, not a curated record. NCBI's taxonomy places the organism in Eukaryota, Heterolobosea, Eutetramitea, Acrasida, Naegleriidae. Gene Ontology annotation, molecular function: protein kinase activity; ATP binding. The coding region runs from base 1 to 3822 and encodes 1273 amino acids. Gene Ontology annotation, biological process: protein phosphorylation. The transcript has 7 exons.